Molecule: messenger RNA, 2409 nt
Organism: Oreochromis aureus
Lineage: Eukaryota; Metazoa; Chordata; Actinopteri; Cichliformes; Cichlidae
Product: photoreceptor cilium actin regulator-like
Exons: 2
Coding region: 1-2409 (802 amino acids)
Source: RefSeq, a predicted model, not a curated record
AUGGGCUGCUCACCAUCCAAAGGUAACAAUUUUGGCACUCUGGGUGCCAUGAGGAAGGGGAGAAUGUUACCCCCUGCACCUCAAGACAACUCCAGAGAUCCACAGUUUGAAGAUGGUGAAAAUCAUGAUUCAUCUGGCGCUACAAAUGGAGAUACAAAGGAAAAGAAGACAGGUGGACAAACCCAGGUACUUCAGAAAGAGUCACACAUGACACCACAGAAAAAGAGGCUUGAUACCGAGCAAGUGAAUAUGGAAGCAGUUAACAUAGAUAAGCUGGGGAAUCAAGCAACAGAAAAAAGCGCAGUAUCACUGAGGAAAGAGAAAAACAAUGACAAACAGGAUGUGGCAGACAAAAGGCUUAACAGGAAACCAAAGAAAAAUGCCAAAGGUGCAAAAGUUCUUAAAAAGAAAGACAAAGACAAACUAUCUGAAGAGCAGAAAGUGGACUUUCCAGAACCCUUGGUAAAAGCUCACCAAGCUGCAUAUGCCUUUUUGAAUCCUAGCAUAAACAAAUAUGAUGUUUUGCUUGGACUCUUAGAACAAGCAGCUGAAACUCAGGUUUCUGUUCAGCCUAUGGUUGCCUUCAUGGCUCUACGUUACGAGGAAAUAAUUCAGGGACUAGAAGACAUGGUGGAGGAGGGAGAAAAAAUUUUAAAAGAAAAUGGUGAACAUCUUGCUUGGCCAAGCCAAAUGAAAAAUCUCUCAUCCUCUUCCCCUCUGAAGUCUGGCUCUCCUAAUAUCGAACCCCCACCGGAUUUGUUGCAGCAGCUGCUUCAGUACACCACACAGAGAAUGAGAAAUGUGAGCCAGACUGUUGGAAGAAUUGGGGACUGUGCUUUAGAAGAGGCAGCUGAGUAUUUUGCCUCAGUUUCAGAGCUUUUAGAGGAGAAACUUAAAGUCAAACGUGCAACAGAGAGUAGGUUAAUGCAACUCUUAUCCCGCAUUGAAAUGGCCUCUCUGCACAAGCCUGGGCCAGAGGAUUCAGCUCUCUUUAGUGAGGACAGUGGAAUUGGGGCUGAGAAUGAAUCCUUUGCUGGAUCUGAGAGACGCCAAAGACGAGAGAGUUGUGAGUCUACCGGGACAAAUAGAGCUACUCCUGUCAGUCCUGUGCGAAGAGUGUCAAGGAGAAGGCUUCGGGGUCAAAUAAGUCCCAGUGUGUCCCUAACCUCACUCAACUCACUAGGUUCUACAUGUACCAUAAUGGCUAAUGACCAAAGAGACUCAUUGCUAGGAUCUGUCUCCACAGAGUACGGGGAAGAGGAUGUCAAUGAUUAUGAUGAGGUGGACAGAGAUAUAGGAGAUAUCCAAGAAGCAAUUCAAAAACAAUCAAAUUGUUCUCCUGUAGACUGUGAGCUACAACAACCUCGACGUUUACCCCCAAAGAGGAUAGAAAAUCCUCAAAAUGUGGAAAUGACUAUGAAAAUGAAAAAUGCAAUAAGUGGUAGGAUACAGUUUGUAUCGUCACAAAACCCUAGUUCUAAAACAAAGGCAUCAGAGAGCACAAAAUCUAGCACACAGGAGUGGACAGAUGAUGAGGUACGAUCUCCAAGGAGGCCUCAAACAGCAGCACUUGUACGAAAGGCACAAGUGAAAAAGACCCCAGUGAACAGGGGUCAGCGUUCCCGGUCAGCAGAUUCCCUACGGAGCAAAGGGGAAGAUCCUACUCUUCUUGAACUAGAAAGGACCCAGAAAGAUUUAAACCGGAGAUUGCAGAGCAUAAAUAAAAGCAAAGAAGAAAGAAAAACAAGAACUGAUCCUUUAAAACGAAACCAAGGAAACUCACCAGCACAAUCUCCAGCAAUAAAUCGGAGACAGCCCUCAUUAGAAAAGAAAAACAACCCCCAACCACCUAAAGACAAGGCAAGUCUUACAAAGUCCAAUAGUAAAAAACAGGAGGUAACCAGUGAAGUUGAUGAUGAUAAACAAAAAGACAAGAAUAUACCCAAGGGUCUUAUAAAAGCAACUCCACCUCCUAGCCCGCCUUUAUCACCCCAGCCAUCUUCUGGCCUUCACAGAGGUAGGAAUUCAGUCAAAAAACUGAUUGAUACAUUCAGUCAAGGAAUAGAAGAACUAGAAGGUCCUAAAGUCCUGGGGCCUCUCAAAGGUGUGCGAAAAUGUGGUGUUCCAGUGUUACCCGGUUUAGGAAAUGUAGAAGCCGUGCUGACUGCUGGCAUAACUAGCUGUAGGUCUGAAUCUACAACAUGUGAGAAAACAGAUUUAGAUCUGGAUAGUCUUCCUCCACCAGCAAUGGAAGUAUUACUGGACAAUUCCUUUGAAAGCGCUCAGAAGUGGAACAACAAGACACAUUUCCUCUGUCUAAGGUCAAUCAACCAGACAUUCAACAACGGGCAGAUUUGGAAAUCAAAAAGGAUUCUUUAUAUCAGCAACUCAGAAAGAGCAUACAACUAA